Messenger RNA from Ceraceosorus bombacis, 1256 nucleotides. Lineage: Eukaryota; Fungi; Basidiomycota; Exobasidiomycetes; Ceraceosorales; Ceraceosoraceae. The record is from the annotation of a GenBank genome assembly.
UGCAGAGCCUCUCACCUCGAUCAAGCCAGCGCACAGUGGCUCGGCCUGUGAUCUUUGCGCCCGCCCAUCAGCUUCAGUCAGGCUCUCAUGUGAGCUGCGGACGCACCGACCGGGCCAGCCAUCUCCACGCGGCCCAGUCGGCGCCGUGAUGGGGUCCAUCGGCACGGCCCCCGACGUCGCCUGCCUGCUCAUGAUUCUGUCAAGCUUUGCAAGGUUGCAUGCGCAUAAGCGCUUGCAGUUCCGAAUACAGGCGCUCACGCCUCGAUAGAGGACAGGCGUGUCGGCUGUCGGCUCGGCCUCAGCCAUGCGUCAGCCUCGUCUCGCUGUAGGCAGCACCACCUCCCGUCAACGACGGCGUCCACGCCGACGCUGACGCUGACGACAGCGUCCAGCGUCUUGCGCCUUCUCCCUCCUUUGACCAGCCCACACAUGCGGCAUCCACCACCGCAUCAACGAUCCUGUGCAUGGGCCGGCAAGAUUUCAAGUCUCCAACGACGCCACUCAACCUCGGAAUUGGGCAUGUAUGCGCCUCCAAAGGCAACAAGGCGAUACCAAGGACCUUACUGCCUGGCGAGAUGAAACCUGUGCGGCAGGCUUCACGUCACACAAGGAACGCAGAGGACUUGAAGGAUCGCGGUGUGGCUUCUCGUCUACUGAGGGUACCGGCAUUGCGGAGCGGUGCGAAUGGCCGGCCUGCAUGCCAAGAUUUGCGCCACGGGACAUACUGGCGACCGGCAUUUCGAGCGACGCCGAUCAAGUGAAUACUACAGCAGGGAAGCAGCGGAUGAAUCAGCUUUGAAUGCGCUACCAAGCCCCCCCCUUCUGGGCGCGGGACAUUGGCGACCGUGUAUGCGUGGACUCAGGCAGGCGCAGGACCACGUUUCAUACACGCUCGGCUCAAGCGGCGCGUACGACGGCAGACGAGUUGGAUGUACCAUUUCGUAUUGCGGGUUGCGAGCAGCCGUCUACGGCGUACAAGGUGAGACAUGCGAGUGGGGAGAAUGGAUCGUCGGCGAGAAUGCGGGCCAGGAAGGGCUGUGUUCCUGGAGCGGACGGAUGACGUUGGAGCUGUGGAAAGGUGGAGGGACGAUAAUACAAGGCGCAAGGGCGAAGACGAAGGAUGGUUGGCGUGGCAGAAGGGGGGAUGAGACGAUUGUCAAGGUGAGUAGGGUAGAGUCGUGUGGGGCUGUGAUGCGAGACCGUCCAAUGGCCGGACUUGUUAGCCGGAUGCGCGCAAAGGGGACGCGCUGGCUGGC